Clunio marinus is the source of this 492-nucleotide messenger RNA. Lineage: Eukaryota; Metazoa; Arthropoda; Insecta; Diptera; Chironomidae. The record is from the annotation of a GenBank genome assembly.
AUGUUAAAGCUGAAAGUCCAGAAGCCUGACUGCUGCGAGUGUGAUCAUUAUCUUCCGAUUGUUAAGAGAAAGUUUGGAGAUUGCUGGCAUUCUGGAUACGUCGACUUCUCGAAUCUCGAAUUUCAUGCACAUACAUGCCCAAGAGGAAAACUUGUCACUAAGGAUUUCAGAUGCUCGAGAACUGUGAAAGUUUCAAAAUAUCGUCAUGAUCGAAUAAAGUGGCACAUGAGUGAAAUUAACAAGCAUAUGGAAAGCCUUACAGCAGAGUUUGAAGAUCUCUUUGAUCCAUAUCUUCCUGUUGCAAGUAAAUUGAAGAUGAAGACAUGUCCAGGAUUAGGAACUAUCGAGUUCUCUGAAACAGAACCCGGUUUUAAUCUUGAGAUUCCUUCAUCAUAUCAUGGGAAGUGGAAGAUAAAAGUUGGAAGCAACGAUGCUAUUGAGUUUGCAAAGGAUGAAAAAUGUGUUUCAGUUAACUUUGAUAUCGUGGAAUAA